CUCCACCUGGGGGGAAGGAGGGGGAAAGCAGGGGUCAAGGGGGCCCCUCAGCCAUGCUGCCCCCAGUCCCUUAUUCUUAGCACCAACCCCCCCCAACCCCGCCGCAAGGACUCACCAGCUCUGGGGGGAACAACUGAACAGAUAUAGGGUUUCCUCUCCCCUUCUUCUCUUCACCCCCAGGCUCUGGGCCACAUGAAGGGCAGCUCCGCUUCACCUACCCAAGGAGAAGGGGGUGCACAGGGGUUCUAUGAGGGUCAUGCCUCUCUUUCUCCCUUCUCCCUAUUAACUACUUAGUAACCACUACCUUGGGGGCUCCUAGUUCUGACUAAUGGCUCUGUGCUGUCAUACCCUCCCAUCUUUCUCUCUAGGUCCGUGGGUUACCCCUCCCUGCCUGCCUUGUUCCUUGUCCGAAGGCUCCACGUGACCCCUCCCCUGACCUCUGGCUGCCAUCUUGCUGCCCUUCCCUUGCCUCGCCCCCCCCCUCACCCUGAGCCCCUCCUCCCAUCCGCACAGCCCGGUGAAUUUCUGCAGCUUCCGUCUCCGGCUUCUCCUCACCAUCCUGACUGCCCCCUCCCUGCUCCUGCCCUCAUCUCUCCGGGCCCCUUGGCCCCUCGUACUCAGCUCCCUGGCCCUCGUCCCUGCUGCCUUUCCCACACCAUGUCCCCUGCCUGGGCUUGAGGGACCUCUGGAGCCCCUUUGCCUCCUAGGCCCCUCCCCCAUGGAGUCUGGGGCAGACAAACCUCUCUGUGACCUCACCACUCAGCCACUGUGACCUGUUUUCCCCAACCUUGCCCGGGAUUUUGUCUCUUAGCUCCUCAGUUCUAGCUCAGUUGUAGCCACCCAGUGGCUCAUGGGAUAUACACAGGACAGGAGAAAUAAAGUGUGAACUACUGGUAGACGAGGCCUUUACUUUCAGGGAGUAGUAGAAGGCUUUUCCACUUGAUUCCCUUUUAGCACUAACUCUGUAGAGAAACACUGGUGAAUUGUUCCUAUCUCAGCAGGUCAGAGCCUCCAGGGGAUUUGUAGCUCAAGGAUACAAACUCAAAAAAAACAAAAACAAAAACAAGUAUAAACUGACAGGCAAGGGGGAAAGGUGACCCUGGUAAUUAGAUCAUCUGUCUCAUGAAAGCGUGCAUCAGAUUAAAGUGGGCACAGCUGAGCAUAAACUCUUUACAGUCUCAGGAAAAAACACCCAAAAGUAGACUGCUUUCCUGGGACAGUAACAUGAUUGCAUGUAUGAAGGGCAACCUAUUAAGGUAGAAGAAAGGGAUAGAUUUACUCUGAAAGCUUAGGAUAUCUCCCAGAGUCUAAGCUAUUAACUUAGUCUUAUAGGAGGAGGGCGGUGACAUGGACGAGAAACAGCAGGAGCUGGGGCUGUGUCUGUCCACAUCGGGGCAGAGGAUCUACACCAAUCCAUCUAAGGAGUAGCUGGCUCUCCCAGGAACUCUGAGGAAUCCACGUCUGGACAACCAGCCCUCAGCUGCAUAGUAUUAUAGACUCAUUCGUUUUCUGUGUUAGCUAACAGACUGCCAACCAUCCAAACUCCCUAGUAAACAGCUAGCUUGGGACAUGUAGGAUGGCAUUUUAAUAAUUCAAUAAAUGUUUAGGAAUGGCAACAACUAUGUGACUUAUGGGAAAGAACUUUCAGCUAUUUGUGGCUAGGCAACUAUUAACCAAUUAAGUGGAUAUUAGGUCCUUAUGCCACUUAACAGGAUGCUAAGAUCUCUCGGCAGACGGAACAAGUAUCAGCAUCUUUCCUUUUGUAUCUGGGUCCCCUUUACCCACCCCAUUUCACCUCGGGAGCCAAAGAAGACGGUGCGAACAGAAAAAAGCCCACCGCAAAAGCUGAUGCAGGGGGAAACUUGGCUUCUAGUGCGAGGUGUCAGUAACUUGCUGUUUGCUCCUGACAGCUCAUCACCUUCCCUCCGCCUCAGUUUCCUCAGUUGUAAAACGGAGGACUUCACCCUAGGUGAGAUGGUCCCUUCUAGACUAACCCCCCAGGUCUGAUCAUCACAGUUCCUGCCCAGGCCCCUCCUUUGGGCAGGGGUUAGGGCGGGCGGUAAUUUUGAGGCUUUCUCGGUCUCUCUUAACUCUACCUCCAGGAGCUGAGCUGGGCCUCUCCAGCCCCUGGGAAGCCACCGGUCCACCCUGACUCCGGAGACUGUCGCGGGGCCUCGGCCGCCGCAGCCGGAAUGGCAUCCACGGUCCCUUCGGCUGCAACGACCCCCUCGCCGGAGUCUCCACCCCCGCGGCGGGUUCUGAUUAGCCACUUCCGACGUGUCUCGGGAUCCCGAUUGGCCCGCCGGGUUCCUGAGCCCGCUUCCUCCUCCUGGAAGCGACUACGGCGGCUCUGAGGAGGGGGAGGGGCAAGGAGGGACGGCCGGUCCCGUCAGUCAGGCAGCGGGAGCCGCCGGGAGCGGAUGGCGGCGGCGGUAGCGGCCCCACUCGCCGCCGGGGGUGAGGAGGCGGCGGCCACGACCUCCGUUCCAGGAUCUCCGGGUCUGCCUGGGAGCCGCAGUGCAGAGCGGGCCCUAGAGGAGGCCGUGGCCACCGGGACCCUGAACCUGUCUAACCGGCGUUUGAAGCACUUCCCCCGGGGCGCGGCCCGCAGCUACGACCUGUCAGACAUCACCCAGGCUGACCUGUCCCGGAACCGGUUCCCCGAGGUGCCAGAGGCAGCGUGCCAGCUGGUGUCCCUGGAGGGCUUGAGCCUCUACCACAAUUGUCUGAGAUGCCUGAACCCAGCCUUGGGGAAUCUCACAGCCCUCACCUACCUCAACCUCAGCCGAAACCAGCUGUCCUCGCUGCCGCCCUACAUCUGCCAGCUGCCCCUGCGUGUGCUCAUUGUCAGCAACAACAGGCUGGGCGCCCUGCCUCCCGACAUCAGCGCCCUGGGGAGCCUGCGACAGCUCGACGUGAGCAGCAAUGAGUUGCAAUCCCUCCCUGCAGAGCUGUGCGGCCUCCCUUCCCUGCGGGAUCUCAAUGUUCGGAGAAACCAGCUCAGCACCCUGCCUGAUGAGCUGGGGGACCUUCCUCUUGUCCGCCUGGAUUUCUCCUGUAACCGUGUCUCCCGCAUCCCGGUCUCCUUCUGCCGCCUCAGGCACCUGCAGGUCAUUCUACUGGACAGCAACCCCCUGCAAAGCCCGCCUGCCCAGAUCUGCCUGAAGGGGAAACUUCACAUCUUCAAGUAUUUGUCAACAGAGGCUGGGCGGCGUGGGGGAUCUGCAGUGGGGGACCUGGCCCCUUCCCGCCCCCCGAGUUUCAGCCCCUGCCCUGCUGAGGACUUGUUUCCGGGACGUCGGUAUGAUGGCGGGCUGGACUCAGGCUUCCACAGCGUUGACAGUGGCAGCAAGAGGUGGUCUGGAAAUGAGUCAACGGAUGAAUUUUCCGAGUUGUCGUUCCGGAUCUCAGAGUUGGCCCGUGAGCCUCGGGGACCCAGGGAGCGGAGGGAGGAUGGCUCUGCUGACGGAGACCCUGAGCAGAUCGACUUCAUCGACAGCCACGUCCCUGGAGAAGACGAAGAGCGAGGUGCUGGUGAGGAGCAGCGGCCACCAGACUCGAGCCCUGUGGCAGGGGACGGGGAGAAGGCACCAAGCAGCAGGCGGGAGGAGCCGGCAGGGGAGGAGCGGCGGCGCCCGGACACUUUGCAGCUGUGGCAGGAGCGCGAGCGGCGGCAGCAGCAGCAGCAGCAGCAGCAGCAGAGCGCGGUGUGGGCGGGGCCCAGGAAGGACAGUUUCCUGAAGUUGGGGGUCAGGGCUGCUGGCGGCAGCGCUGCUGGCGGCAGCGCUGCCACCUCGUCCGCUCAGGCCACCUGCAACAGCACAUCUAAGUCCAGUGCCACCCAGCCGGGAGCUUCGGGAGGGCAGGGAGUCCCUGCCCCCACCCCUGCCUCCACCUCCCAGGAGCCCCUUCCUAUAGCUGGACCAGCGACCGCACCUGCUCCCCGGCCACUCAGCUCCAUUCAGAGACCAAACAGCUUCCUCUUCCGUUCUUCCUCUCAGAGCAGCUCAGGCCCUUCCUCACCAGAUACUGUCUUGAGACCUCGGCGGUCCCCUCAGCUUUUGGACGAAAAGGAGGUGCUGGCUCAGCUGCGCCAGGUGCUUGAGUCCCAGCUGCAGCGGCCCCUGCCCGAGGACCUGGCAGAGGCGCUCGCCAAUGGGGUCGUCCUCUGUCAGCUGGCCAACCAGCUGCGGCCCCGCUCCGUGCCCUUCAUUCAUGUCCCCUCACCUGCUGUGCCAAAACUCAGUGCCCUCAAGUCUCGGAAGAACGUGGAGAGUUUCUUAGAAGCCUGUCGAAAAAUGGGGGUGCCUGAGGCUGACCUGUGCUCGCCCUCGGAUCUCCUCCAGGGCACCGCCCAAGGGCUGUGGACCACCCUGGAGGCUGUGAAGCGGGUGGGGGGCAGGCCCCCCCCGCCCCUCUGGCCCCCCUCUGGUCUGGGCGGCUUCAUCCUCUUCUACGUGGUCCUCAUGCUGCUGCUCUGUGUCGUCUACACUCGGCUCCUGGGUUCCUAGGAUCUGAA
This is a messenger RNA of Hippopotamus amphibius kiboko, 4519 nucleotides long. RefSeq names its product leucine rich repeats and calponin homology domain containing 4 (gene LRCH4). NCBI's taxonomy places the organism in Eukaryota, Metazoa, Chordata, Mammalia, Artiodactyla, Hippopotamidae. Gene Ontology annotation, molecular function: protein binding. The record is from RefSeq and is a predicted model, not a curated record. Bases 2421 to 4511 code for a protein of 696 amino acids. The transcript is spliced from 19 exons.